Messenger RNA from Cynocephalus volans (Philippine flying lemur), 720 nucleotides. RefSeq names its product CD8 subunit alpha (gene CD8A). Lineage: Eukaryota; Metazoa; Chordata; Mammalia; Dermoptera; Cynocephalidae. The transcript is spliced from 6 exons. The coding region runs from base 1 to 720 and encodes 239 amino acids. The record is from RefSeq and is a predicted model, not a curated record. Gene Ontology annotation, cellular component: external side of plasma membrane. Gene Ontology annotation, biological process: cytotoxic T cell differentiation; cell surface receptor signaling pathway; T cell mediated immunity.
AUGGCCUCGCCGGUGACCACCUCGCUCCUGCCGCUGGCCCUGCUGCUCCACGCCGGCGCAGCCCUCGGGAGGAGCCCGUUCCGGAUGUCGCCGCGGGAGGUGACCGGGCAACUGGGCCAGCAGGUGGAACUGCGCUGCGAGGUGCUGCUGCCCAGCCCGGGGGUGGGCUGCUCGUGGCUCUACCAGCCGCGUGGCGCCGCCGUCAGCCCCACCUUCCUCCUGUACGUCUCCCAAACCCGGAUCAAGACGGCCGAGGGGCUGGACGGCGAGCAGUUCUCGGGCCGGCGGGUCCAGAACGACGUCUUCAGCCUCACCCUGCGCCGCUUACGCGAGGAGGACCAAGGCUACUACUUCUGCUCCGUGCUGGCCAACUCCGUGCUAUACUUCAGCCCUUUCGUGCCCGUCUUCCUGCCAGCGAAGCCCACCACCACGCCGGCGCCGCGACCACCCACGCCGGUGCCCACCACCGCGUCGCAGGCCCCUUCCCGGCGCCCAGAUGUGUGCCGGCCCGCGGCGGGCGGCCCAGUGGACACGAAGGGGUUGGACUUCGCCUGUGACAUCUACAUCUGGGCGCCCUUGGCAGGGACCUGCGCGGUCCUUCUCCUGUCACUGGUCAUCACCGUCAUAUGCAACCACAGGAACCGGAGGCGCGUUUGCAAAUGUCCCAGGCCCGUGGUGAGACCAGGAGCCAAGCCGAGCCUUUCAGAGAGAUACAUCUAA